UGUGGGUUGGUAAGCUAUUUGAAAAUCUUACCUCUGCACGCUACGUUGUACUUUGUGAUAAUUUUAUAUUUACAAGUUGCAAAGAUAGAUGUGAAACAAGAAACGCCUGUUGAUCAUGGGGAAAUUAUAUGCUUAAGUAUAUAUUCUGGACCAGAAGCAGAUCUCGGAAAUGGGAAGUCCAUUGUGUGGGUUGAUGUUCUUGAUGGUGGUGGUAGGGAUCUUUUGGAUGAAUUUGCUCCAUUCUUUGAAGACCCAUCCAUCAAAAAGGUUUGGCACAACUAUAGCUUUGAUAACCAUGUUAUUGAGAACUAUGGGCUUAGGCUUUCCGGUUUUCAUGCUGACAUAAUACAUAUGGCACAGUUGUGGCAUUCAUCGAGACAAACUGAGGGGGGGUAUUGUCUUGAAGCACUUACCGGCAAUGAAAAGGUUAUGUGUGGGGCUCAACUUUUUCAUGAAGAAAAGUUGUUUGGUAAAGUCUCAAUGAAAACCAUCUUUGGUAGGAGAAAAAUUAAAAAAGAUGGAUUUGAAGGCAAAAUGAUGACCAUUUCUCCGGUUGAACAGCUACAAAGAGAAGAGCGGAAACCAUGGAUUUGUUAUUCUGUCUUAGAUGUGAAAAGCACACUAGAGCUUUAUGAGAGCUUGAAAUGCCAACUAUCGAAGGUGCCAUGGCUACUUGAUGGAGUGGCAGUUUAUGGAAAAUCCAUGUUUGAGUUCUACAAGGAGUACUGGCAACCGUUUGGUGAGCUUUUGAUUAAAAUGGAAACCGAGGGAAUGCUAGUUGAUCGGGCGUAUCUCGCUAAGGUGGAGAAGGUAGCCAAAGCAGAGCAAGUGGUUGCUGCUAAUAGAUUUCGCAACUGGGCGUCUAGGUAUUGCCCUGAUGCCAAGUACAUGAAUGUGGGACGUGAUGCACAACUACGUCAGCUCUUUUUUGGUGGCAUUGCAAACAGAAAGGAACCCAAUGAGUUUCUUCCCGAGGAGCGGAUUUUCAAAGUUCCUAAUGUUGAUAAAGUGAUUGAAGAGGGCAAGAAGACUCCUAGCAAAUUUCGCAAUAUUAGGCUGCAUAGAAUCCUUGAUACUCCGCUGCCAACUGACAUAUUCACAGCAUCUGGUUGGCCCUCAGUUAGUGGUGAUGCUUUGAAGACCCUGGCUGGAAAGGUUUCUGCUGAAUAUGAUUUUAUGGAUGAGGCUUCCGACCAGCAAUUAGAUGACAAUGUUGAAAAUGCUUCUGAAAAUGAAGUUUCAGAAAAACAAAAAUCAACCAGUGACGUUGACAAUUCGGCUUAUGGAAUGGGGAGGGAGGCUUGUCAUGCCAUUGCUGAUUUAUGUGAAGUUUGCUCCAUUAACCACUUGAUAUCCAACUUCAUUCUCCCCUUGCAGGGAAGUAAUAGAUCAGGCAGUAAUGGGCGUAUUCAUUGUUCGUUAAAUAUCAACACAGAAAGUGGGCGCUUAUCAACUAGGAGACCAAAUUUACAGAAUCUACCUGCCUUAGAGAAGGACCGGUUUAAGAUCCGUCAGGCAUUCAUAGCCGCACCUGGGAAUUCACUUAUUGUUGCAGAUUAUGGGCAACUGGAACUUCGGAUUCUUGCGCAUCUUGCGAGUUGUAAGAGCAUGCUGGAUGCCUUUAGAGCUGGUGGAGAUUUCCAUUCUAGGACUGCAAUGAACAUGUACCCACACAUUUGUGAAGCAAUUGACAAAAAGCAAGUGCUUCUUGAGUGGCAUCCUCAACCCGGUGAAGAGAAACCCCCAGUUCCACUAUUAAAGGAUGUCUUUGCUUCUGAAAGAAGGAAAGCUACAAUGCUCAACUUUUCCAUCGCAUAUGGGAAAAAUCCAAUGGGGCUUGCCCGGGAUUGGAAGGUUUCUGUUGAGGAAGCAAAGGAAACAGUUGAUCUGUGGUACAGUGAUAGAAAAGAGGUGCUGACCUGGCAAAAAAAGUGUAAACAAGAGGCCCUUGAUAAACGGUUUGUGUGCACAUUGCUAGGACGUGCCUGCCAGUUCCCUUCGAAGGCCAAUUUUGCCGCCUAUCAAAAAGGCCACAUUGUGGGAGCUGCUAUUAACACCUCAGUGCAGGGUAGCACCGCUGAUGUUGCCAUGUGUGCCAUGUUAGAAAUAUCAAAAAAUGUAUGGUUGAAGGAGCUUGGGUGGAAGCUACUUUUACAGGUUCGUGAUGAAGCAAUCUUGGAAGGACCAACAGAGACAGCUGAAGUUGCAAAGGCCAUAGUUGUUGAAUGUAUGUCUAAACCUUUCAAUGGCAAGAACAUCCUUCAAGUUGACCUAUCAGUUGAUGCCAAGUGUGCUCUAAACUGGUAUUCUGGCAAGUAGCCUAUCGCAACGAUGAUGGUGGAUUUUGGUUCAAAGCUCUGUAGUGAGGUACUUUUGCCCAUCGAGGAUGGAGUUCUGUGCUAGCAACAUGAGCAUUAUCUUUGCCGAUGAUACAUUUGCAACCAACCUGGAAAUCAGGCCUCAUCAUAUUGGGCAGAUGUAAGAUUUUUUGCCAUCUUUGAUGUUGCAGUGUUCCUGGUACGACCGGGGGUGAGGGUGUAAGGAGGCUGCACAAGUGAAAAGUGUUCUCAUUCCCUGUACAUAGGAAUUCUUAACAAUUUUUAGUCAGUCAGUUUCCUUGCAACUGUCUGGGUGUUGGCGGAUUCAAUGUUUCUGCACAGAAAUCAAAGCCCCCAUUUUCCAAGCA
Corylus avellana is the source of this 2686-nucleotide messenger RNA. Its product is annotated as DNA polymerase I B, chloroplastic/mitochondrial. The record is from RefSeq and is a predicted model, not a curated record. Gene Ontology annotation, molecular function: 3'-5' exonuclease activity; DNA binding; DNA-directed DNA polymerase activity. Lineage: Eukaryota; Viridiplantae; Streptophyta; Magnoliopsida; Fagales; Betulaceae. Gene Ontology annotation, biological process: double-strand break repair; DNA-templated DNA replication.